This is a messenger RNA of Anopheles arabiensis, 2948 nucleotides long. It is a transcript of the gene Rip11, whose product is annotated as rab11 family-interacting protein 5. Gene Ontology annotation, biological process: regulated exocytosis. Gene Ontology annotation, molecular function: small GTPase binding. NCBI's taxonomy places the organism in Eukaryota, Metazoa, Arthropoda, Insecta, Diptera, Culicidae. Gene Ontology annotation, cellular component: intracellular membrane-bounded organelle. The record is from RefSeq and is a predicted model, not a curated record.
UGCCAUACACUGUGCCAGAUAUUUCCUGGAGCUGGCCAUUGUCUUUUUGUACCGAGCACCCGAGAGAGAGAAACAUUUUUGUUGUGCCUUCUUCGUUGGGUUCACCGUACCUGUGUCGUGUAGUGUCCGUAGGCCGCGUAGUGAGUAGUGCGUUGCGUGCGUGUUUGUGUGACUGUGUGUGCCCAUUGCGUGAAUUAACAUCACGCCCGUGUUCGCGCAUUUUGUGUGUUUGUAUGUGUGGAUUGCUGUGUUGUUAGCCCAUUUGUGAUUUAUAGUAACGGGGCACAGGAAACCUCAAUAUCCCGAACGGUGUCUCUAAGUGACCAAUCUUCCAGCCGUCCCAGUGGCGCCGCGAAGGAAACCGAUAAUCAUUUCCAUUCCCGAACCGUAGUGAGAGAAAGAGACACACGCACACAUAUAUAUAUAUAUUCAAAAGGAAGAAGAGUCUGUGAUAGUAAACCGUCGAAAGUCAAGGCAAAAACCGAAAGCAACAAUAGCAUCCGCCUUCUUUGUGCUACUUGAAUGAGCAAACACACAUUUGCCUAUUGCCUCCCCCCGCACACCUGUCUCCGUACGUGCUCGCUCGAGUCGCACACUCACAUACGCACCCGGGCGUACACGGGCGGCGCUGCGGUGGCGGCAGGCGUUGCGGCGGUCAGCCAUUGCUGAGGAGAAGGGAAAGAAAGUGACCGUUUCUUCUGCCUCUUCGUUAUCGUCGUCGUCGUCGUCGUCGUCGGUUGGUGCUUCAAUUUGCGUGCUUCUUUCUGCGGCUUCCGCGUCCUCCUAGAGCUUCGCUGCACCCGCGAUUUCUGCGCGCAGCCAACCAACCAGCCACCAACCAACCACCACCCCGCUCGGGGCACCCAAACGCACACACACACACACACACCAAUCAGCUGUUUCACCAAGAUCAGCAUACCGGAGCGUCGGCAAAAAAAAACCGGAGCGAACAAUAUCGUCCCUCCCCCCAGCGGGGUGGUAGUAGGACCUGCGUCGUGUACACCGUGUGCAAGGAAGGGGAAGGAGGGGAGACCGGAGGCGGUUGGCAUUAAUUUCGAGCAAAAACAUAUUCGCUGCAGGCCCCCAAAAUGUGGAGCCCGACGCACAUUCAAGUGACAGUGCAACGCGCCAAAGGGCUGCUGAUCAAGGGCAAGGGCGGCACGAACAACUGCUUCGUCAUCAUCGCGCUCGGCAAGGAGAAGUACCAAACCUCGAUCAAACAGAAGGCGCCCGACUCGGUGAUGUGGAAUGAGGAAUGCGAGCUGCAAAUCCCGACGCAGGGCAACCAGGCCCAGCUGGUGCUGACCGCCCUGCACCACAACAGCGUCGGAAUGGACGAGUUUCUCGGGCGCGUCGUGCUGCCGCUCAACGAGAUGGAGGUGUACGAGCGGCCGCGCGCCCGCUGGUACAAGCUCGAGAGCAAGGACCGGGAGAAGAAGAAGGAGAAGGACCGGGGCGAGCUGGAGGUGCGCAUCUCGUUCACGGUGAAGGCGGGCUCGCUGACCGACCUGAGCAAGAAGGAGAAAAGCAAGAGCUCGAUCAGCAAUCUCGCGUCGAGCGUGGGCGGCUCGCUGCUCAGCAUCGGCGCGAUCGAGAAACGGAAAGGGCUGAAGAAGAUCGCAAAAUCGAUCGGCUCAAAGAUGCACAUCUCGGGCAUCGGGAAGAAGGAGGGCCGCAAAAAGGACGAACGGGACGGUGGCGGCGGGGAUGAUUCUUCCAUGUACAGCGGCAGCUACUCGAGUCUGGCGGGCGUGGGCGGUGCCGCCAGUGCGACACCGUCGACCGCCUCGCUGCAUCCGUCGUCGGGCGGGCGGCAGUCGAAGCAAACGUUCGGCGAUGCGGACCCGGGCGUCAUCAGCGAGGACGAGGACGAGUUCGUGCUGGACAACUUGUCGCACAAGAGCUCGAACGGGUCGCUGAAUCUGCGGGCAAGCGCGCCGGCAGCGACGAUGACGACCACGGCGGCGGCGGCGGCGGCAGCGGCGACCCCGUUUACAACGCCCAACACCAGCACCACCGACUGGUCGAUGCGGGAGCGGGAUGAGAGUGUGGCGGGGGAGACACCGGCAGGCGAGAAGGUGGACGAGUGGGAGCAGAAGCUGUACGGGAAGCAUCUCGACAUUGGCAACACCGACUCGCUGAAGCGGCGCAGCUGGGAAAGCUCGCGCGUCAUGCUGUCGGCCCGCCGGGAGGAGGCGGACCAGCCGGAGCAGGAGCAGGAGCAGCAGCAGCAGGGGGGCGUCGAGCCGGCGAAGGGCCGCUCGGUGACGGCACCGACCUCUCCCGAGCUGGAGGGCAAAGCGAACCGUGGCAGCGUGGCAGCGCCGGCGGCCGCCGUACCGAAAGCGCUGCCUCGGGCCGGUUCGCAGGCGAGCGUGGGCCGGCAGUCGCCCGCGCCCGCGGACGGCAAGCCGGAGAAGGAGAGCUUCACCAAGAAGCUGAAACACUUCGUGAAGGAGCACCGGGGCGGCGGCCAUCGGGCCGAUUCGCUCGAGAAUCUGUCGUCGACGGCGGGCGGGGCGAUGAUGGCGGGCGGCCACAAGAAGCACCACGGGUCGAAGCAGCACGGGUCGGGCGGCACCGCCGACCAGCGCAUCAUCAUCGGGGGCGAGAACGGGGAGCAGAUAGCGGCGGCGGCGGCCGCUGCCGCCGCUCUCCCAGCGCCAGCCAUGCUGGCCCAGGUGUCGCCGGAAACGCUCGCCAAGUACGAGGGCAAGUCGCGCGAGGAGGUGAUCAAGAUUGCGCAUACGCUCGAGACGGAGGUGCACUACCAGAAGCAGAAGGUGAAGGAGCUCGAGGACUACCUCGACAGUCUGCUGCUGAAGGUGAUGGAGUGCCACCCGAAGAUACUGCAGAACCCGUACCAGAAGGCGGCACCGACGAAAAGCGGAUGAAUCAGGUGACUUCCCGGGCAAGCUGAAGGAGGUACACUGGUGGACAUAAAAAUA